AUGGAUCAUCUGUCAAUCGACUUGGAGACACGGGCAACUGAGACACACCUUGGUCACUAUUCAAAGAAAUGUUUUGGGGCCAAUGAGAUACGUCCUAGUCUUACAGUAACGGUCUCAGGGAGAAUGGGGUUCAUAUCUGAUACCACUUGGAUAAACAAUUGGGUUGGUUUGAAGGAUUCAGAGCGAUUGCUUGGACAGACUACAGAACUGAGCCCCCCUGAUACUUACUGCCUAAUUCAUGCCCCCAUCAGACGCUCCAUGAUCAGUCCAAUCAGAAAUUUCUUCAAUCAAACCGCACUCGUGCAGAUGGUAUUCCAUUACCUUCCGCUGCUUACAGAUGUGGUAGCGCUUCAAGGCCUGAACAGGGAGGUGGACCGUGUGGGUGCAGAGUGUGUGGCUGCCCGGUUUGACAAUAUUCUCAAGCCAUUUAUCAGGGAGCACAUGGCUGAAUUUCGCCUAUUGCUCCACACUGCUUCAGGAGUCAUUAACGGCUCUUGCGUGAUACAGAUGUUGCGGUCUGAUGGUGGUGAGCGCCCAAACAACAUCAACAUUAUUGUGCCAAAAGAUUGUGAUCUCUCACUGGUUGCAUUUAUCCUCAGCACCCUGGAAUAUCACCAAUUACAGAACACAGCUAUAAACUACUCUUACACAAAGGUCGUCAGCUCCUACUCUGAAUUUAGGUGUGGUCCGUUGAGAAUAACAUUGUCCCAAGCCUUCGCAGACAAUGUUUUCAAGGUGAUCAUGUCUUCUCAUACCACGGCUGACAUGACCGUGAUGACGGCUGGAGGGCUCACCGUUCUCUAUCCGUUAUGGACAUUGAAAGGUGUAGCCAUCACCAAUCACACUGUGCUAGACACUGCACCUGGAAAAAAUGUUGGUUGUAUGGAGAAACAAGGCUGGAACGUCUACAACACGACCUCCUUCCUGAAUGAACCCUGUGGUCCGCUGUGCCUGACAUUAUGGCAUAACGUGGCAGAUGUAGGCCCACACUCCUUUGUCAUGGAGUGGGACCGGAGAUUUCCCAUCAAGAGCAUGGUCGAGCGUUCCAAUGUUAUCUGGCGUCUGUCAGAUCAGUGUUCUAACAUAGAAUGUCCAUACAAUGCUGUCAUCAAUGGACGCAUGUGUCAUCUGCUGCCCACACCCAUGCCAUACGACUUGGUCAGCAUUGAGUUACAGAAGCAGCGAAUUGACCGGCAUGUGCCUCUGGUAACUGGAGACGUCGUCAUGGUGGAAUGUCAGCUCAAAUUGUGGACAAUAUCAGGCCGAAGAGACGGAAAUCCAGAAGAAAGGAACGGAACGAGGAGAUACCAGGUCAUGCUUAAAGAAAUGAUGCUCCUGCCCAAUGCCUCCAUCACCGCUAAGACAUUAGAGGACUACAUGGGUGAUGCAAAGGGUAAGCGCAAGGUGACUGAUGGGCUCGAUGACGAACAGACAUGCAAGAAAUCCCACACAGUCGAGUUCUCCGACGACUCAGGCUAUGUGGAGGACAAGGAGGUUGAAACGGAAGAAGAUGAGAUGCUGAUGAGAGAUGAUUAG
This is a messenger RNA of Suillus bovinus, 1536 nucleotides long. RefSeq lists its product as uncharacterized. Bases 1 to 1536 code for a protein of 511 amino acids. The record is from RefSeq and is a predicted model, not a curated record. The transcript has 6 exons. Lineage: Eukaryota; Fungi; Basidiomycota; Agaricomycetes; Boletales; Suillaceae.